This is a messenger RNA of Balaenoptera acutorostrata (minke whale), 7767 nucleotides long. It is a transcript of the gene CELF1, whose product is annotated as CUGBP Elav-like family member 1. The coding region runs from base 11 to 1492 and encodes 493 amino acids. Gene Ontology annotation, cellular component: cytoplasm; ribonucleoprotein complex; nucleus. Gene Ontology annotation, molecular function: mRNA 3'-UTR binding. Gene Ontology annotation, biological process: regulation of alternative mRNA splicing, via spliceosome; mRNA splice site recognition. The transcript is spliced from 13 exons. The record is from RefSeq and is a predicted model, not a curated record. Lineage: Eukaryota; Metazoa; Chordata; Mammalia; Artiodactyla; Balaenopteridae.
CUCAAAGAAAAUGAACGGCACCCUGGACCACCCAGACCAACCGGAUCUUGAUGCUAUCAAGAUGUUUGUGGGCCAGGUUCCAAGGACCUGGUCAGAGAAGGAUUUGAGGGAACUGUUUGAACAGUAUGGUGCUGUCUACGAAAUCAACGUCCUAAGGGAUAGGAGCCAAAACCCUCCUCAGAGCAAAGGGUGCUGUUUUGUUACAUUUUACACCCGAAAAGCUGCAUUAGAAGCUCAGAAUGCUCUUCACAACAUGAAGGUCCUCCCAGGGGUAAGAAAGCUCCUACUAAUGCAUCAUCCUAUACAGAUGAAACCUGCCGACAGUGAGAAGAACAAUGCAGUGGAAGACAGGAAGCUGUUUAUUGGUAUGAUUUCCAAGAAGUGCACUGAAAAUGACAUCCGAGUCAUGUUCUCUUCAUUCGGACAGAUCGAAGAAUGCCGGAUAUUGAGGGGACCUGAUGGCCUGAGCCGAGGUUGUGCAUUUGUGACUUUCACAACAAGAGCCAUGGCACAGACAGCUAUCAAGGCAAUGCACCAAGCACAGACCAUGGAGGGCUGCUCUUCCCCCAUGGUGGUAAAAUUUGCUGAUACACAGAAGGACAAAGAGCAGAAGAGAAUGGCCCAGCAGCUCCAGCAGCAGAUGCAGCAAAUCAGCGCAGCAUCUGUGUGGGGAAACCUUGCUGGUCUAAAUACUCUUGGACCCCAGUAUUUAGCACUUUAUUUGCAGCUCCUUCAGCAGACUGCCUCCUCUGGGAACCUCAACACCCUGAGCAGCCUCCACCCCAUGGGAGGGUUAAAUGCAAUGCAGUUACAGAAUUUGGCUGCACUAGCUGCUGCAGCUAGUGCAGCUCAGAACACACCAAGUGGUACCAAUGCUCUCACUACAUCCAGCAGUCCCCUCAGCGUACUCACCAGUUCAGCAGGGUCCUCACCCAGCUCCAGCAGCAGCAGCUCUGUCAAUCCCAUCGCCUCCCUUGGAGCCCUACAGACACUAGCUGGAGCAACAGCAGGCCUCAACGUCAGCUCUUUGGCAGGGAUGGCUGCUUUAAAUGGUGGGCUGGGCAGCAGUGGCCUUUCUAAUGGCACUGGGAGCACCAUGGAGGCCCUCACGCAGGCCUACUCGGGGAUCCAGCAAUAUGCUGCAGCGGCGCUCCCCACUCUGUACAACCAGAACUUGUUGACACAGCAGAGUAUUGGUGCUGCUGGAAGCCAGAAGGAAGGUCCAGAAGGAGCCAAUCUGUUCAUCUACCACCUGCCCCAGGAGUUUGGAGACCAGGACCUGCUGCAGAUGUUCAUGCCCUUUGGGAAUGUCGUGUCUGCCAAGGUUUUCAUAGACAAGCAGACAAACCUGAGCAAGUGUUUUGGUUUUGUAAGUUACGACAAUCCUGUUUCGGCUCAAGCUGCCAUCCAGUCCAUGAACGGCUUUCAGAUUGGCAUGAAGCGGCUUAAAGUGCAGCUCAAACGUUCGAAGAAUGACAGCAAGCCCUACUGAGCGUGCUCCCCUCUGAGACUGGAGUGAGAGGGUCUUCUGGCACAGCUUGCCCUGAAGACUCGGCUACUGCCUUCUGUGGGAAUUUCGCUUCGUACAGAGGACAAGUUUGUGCUUUGGUUUCCAGUGUUUUACUUUGGAGUUUAGGUGCCAUAUCCUGAGUUUUUUUUCUUUAUUUAAAAGUUUGCUGUGUUUGUAACCAGUGUGUUGAGAAGGACCAACAUCAAACUGCCCUGGGGGAGGAGGGGGAAUGGAGAAACAUUAAAAAAGAAGAUCAGAAUUUGCCCCAAACUACCCAAAGAGAGAGGACUGAGUGAAACAAAAAAUUGACCCCCAGAAUCUUCCUGAGCACGAGAGUGAGUGAAAUGAGAACUGACAUCCAAGAGCUUUUGGGGGGCGGAGGAGGUGGGGUUGUCUUUGGAGAGUGAGAGUGACUUGACACCCAGCAGCCCUGGGAGCUGGAGGCUGAAACUCCUCCAUAGCUGCCUUCUGUGGAAAUACUGAGUUCUUGCCACCUAAUUUUUAGAUUCUUGUCUGGGAUUUCUGCCCCUCUUUCCUAAGAAGAGGCUAACAAUUCUCUGGAAAUAAAGCACCUGUUAAAUUAGCCUGAUAUGUGCAAAAAGCAGGGAUAUAUCACCCAUUACCAGCUUUCCCAGCCAGCCACUGGUGUUGGAUUGGCCCUGCCCUCCUGGCUGGUGGCUGUUAGGAAGCAGCAGCCGGUCAAAGAGGUCGUUUUUAGUUUACUUCAACACCAAACUAUUAGACCGUGGCCCAUUUCUACCAGGUCCCUUUAAAGAAGGCCUCUGGGGAAGACACUGUCUGGUCUCUUCUUUAUAGUUGACCACAGCGAGGAAUGUCUCUUCCAUCCCCAGCCACAGGUUUCUCACGAGGGUAGAUCCAAGAAGGGCUUACAGCAUCUAGGUGAAGGGAGCACCUCUCCUGAGCAGACUGACCAAAAGCCAUCACGCUGGGGGAGGAGAAGCCUGCUUCUUGGUGUACCUGAAUCGUAAGGUCCCGUUAAGCCAGUGCUGCGUUUGCCAGUGGCCAGCACUCAGCACUUAAAAGGGUUAAGAAAUCCAUGUUUGCCUCCUUGGUUGAGAUGUCCCAGAUGUAGUGUCAAAACGGAGGCAGGCCCCUCUUCUGCCCGCUCCAGCCCCAUCUUCUGCUCUUGGCGACAGAGGAGACAACAGGACGUUUACAACCUCCAUAUGGAUUUAGUGUUCAUUUACCUCAGCAUCACCGUGUUCGUUUUUGUCCUCGUGCUUACAGUUAGCUCCCUGCUGCCUCCCCCAGGUCUCACUGCAGCCCUUGCCUGUGACCCACACAGCCUCUGGGCUCUGCCUCUGCUCCCAGAAGUGCUGCGGGGGCAGAGAGCCAGAAAGAACACGCUGUUGGGAAUGUGUACCUGGGCAGAGGUGGCCCUGUUAAGAUACGAUCUUAGCCAAGGCUAGGGGCCGGGUCCCUGGGAUCUUAAACCUCACAAACAUCAGUCCUGACCCUUAGCAGCAGAGGUGAGAUUAAAGGGGUUGGUUGGCUAUUAAGUCAGAUGGGGGCUCUCUCCUUGUCAUGCUGUCCAUUUGGGCCACAGACAAGGAUUGACUGUCUUGCUGUUGUGCAGGUAGUUGGUGGUGUUGGAUUAUCCCAUUGAAGCUGGGACAGCUGUUCCCUUCUCAUAGUGAUAACUUGGGUCUGUUGUCCUCUAAGAAACGUGAAACGUACUUCUUAAGCUGAACCACGUAAACUUGAAUUCCACGCACUGGGAGAAAUGUGUCCUGUGUUUCAAGGAUAAAACUGUUCCAAAGGCUUCCAGGGUCAUGAUGGGAUUUUUUAAAUAAAUGCAAAAAAUAAAAAUAAAAAAGAAAAAAGACAACAAAAAAAGAAAAAAAUGCUAGGUUGGGGAGGCGCUGUUCUGAAUCCCAACCAGCUGGAACCAAGAAUGUCGUUUCUAUUUUUAUAGAAGUUUUAUACAGCUCCGGGGUGGAGAAUAUUUAUUACCUAAAUUAUAUCUCUGGAAAAGGCCAGGAUUUUGUAGAAUCCAGAAUGUGAUUGUUGUACACACAGGGUGCUGUGUAUGAUUGAAACUACUGACUUUCUGUGGCCGUUUGCAGCUCAGCUAAUCUGCCAGAGGGGGAAGGAGUUAAUGCUGUGAAUUGGCGGAGGAGAGAGCUGUGCUCCCCAGGGUGCUGCCGGUGCUGUGAUCGCUAACCUGUUCUGUCUUCCUCCUUGGCCAUUGUGGGGCUUUCCAAAGCCCAGAACUCCACUCUUCUUCCCACUUUCUUCCCUUUCUCUCCCUCCUCCCCCAGUUCACUAUUAUUUGUACACGAUUUGCCCUGGGCUCCAGGACCUUAUGAAACCCCUUCCCUGUUGACAUGAAAGGUAAAGGUGUAAUCAGCCCACUUUGAUACCACACUCUGAGGUUUCAUACCUGCUUGUGGGUUCUUGUUUCUAAAAGGAGCGUGCACCUCAGCAGGGUCCGGGCUGCCACAGCGGCCAGCUGGUGAGCCCAGGCGCUUCCCUCUGUUCUCUUGUCCCCCGCCCAGCGAAUUCCCACAGCAGUGCCGCCCUUGAGCACAGUUCUCUCCCUAGGCCAAAGAUGGUUUUGUGAAGAAGCUGCUUCCCUACAAGUCUCACGGUGUGAAAGCGUCAGCUCGGAGAGGGGAGACUCGCAGUCAAGUCUUAAGCAGCCCUUUUCUGUUGUGUGGGGGUCUCACGUGUAUAAGUGUUUUCUGCUGUAGUUCUGUUUCUUACUUGGGUUUCAUCAUGAAAGUGAUUUACCUUGAAUGCAGCCAGACACUGUCUCCUGGGUCCAACAUGAGUGGCCAGGGCCUGCGUGGAAGCUAAGAGCUUGGAUUUCCGGGAACAAAGGGCCAUCCCCGUAGGAUUGAGGACAAAUCCUGGCCCUCUUCCCUAAAGAAUUCUCCCCACCCCAGCCUGCAGCUUUGACUUUCUCCCUGAGUCUUGACCAGGAGUUGAGGGAGAGGCUGAGGCUCUGCUCCACCAGAGAGACCUUUUCGGAUGUGUUUGGGCGCUUCUUGGGAAAUCCAAGCCUUAGGUUCCCUCUGUCUCUGGCAGUUGGAUGUUUACUCGGUGUCCUCCAUGUCCUUUUUUGACUUUUCCCUGUGUCCAUUGUUAGCAUGUGCGAAAGUUCCCUGUCAUUACCCAGCCCCUACCCCACCCGCCUCCUCAUUUCAGGGCUGUACAACAGUGAGUGUUCCUGUUCUCUCUCUCUUUGUUUGGAUGUAUUGCUCUGUGUAACUCAGUGGGUCUCCCUCUUUCUGGUUUGUUUUUUUUUCUAGAUUCCUGCCGUUUGUUCAUCGUUGUGCCUAAAGCAUGUCGAUGUGGCGUCAAGUACAUCGUCCAAAUCCCUGUCUCUUCAGCUUCUCUGAUGCUUGAACUCUCACCUUUGACCUUGUGUUGACCUUUGAUGCUGACGUGUAUUUUUAUUAUGUUUGUUUCUUUCUUUGUUUUUUCUUUUUUCUUUCCUUUUUUUUUUCUUUUGUGCUGCCAAAUUGGUUUUGCUAGAACGACUGCUGAAGGGGAAAUAUUUAAACUUGCAUUUGAAUAUAAAAAAAAUCUAUUUUUCUAGAACUUCAUAAGAUAACCACUUGAUUUUGUGAUUCCAAUUCUUUGUAAUUGUCUUCAGAGCAGCCCUACUAGCACAUACCGCGUGGUGUUUGUAUUUCUGUGAACACACAGCCAGUCUGUUUCUAGGCUUUGUUUCUCUGUGUGCUUAGUUUUAAAGACAACUUUGAAGUAAACAAUGAAAUAAAAGAUGUCACUAAAACCUUUGAGGCUCCUGAGCACAUUUUGCUGAUAUAGUUUGUGGGGCUUGAGGAGACCGCAUGUGUUUCUAUUUUUGUUUUUCUGAGUUCUCAACUGCAGAAAACACCUGAACCCUUUUUCCUUUUUGACCACCGGCUGCAGUUUGGGCCCCAGCCAGCCCUUUUUCUUUUGUGGUUCUUCCCUGGAGCAACCCUGCCGGGAGUCUGCAGAUCCUUCUGGCCCCUUCCCCUCAGCCCUGCUGUGCCCACCUCCAUGCUUCUUCCUACAGUCUCCACAGCAAAAUGUGAUGCUUUGAUUUUUUUGUUUUUGUAUUGUUUUUGUGUUUUUGUUUUGAAUUUUUUCCUUUCCUACUAAGAUUAUGCCCAGAAAAAACAAGUUUUGCAUGUUUCCUGCUGUUUCUUCACACCUUCGUAUAUAUCACCUUCACCUCUCUGUUUUCUAUAGUUUGUGCAGAAACUGACCGGUUUAAAAGGGUUUCAAAGAAGCUGUUUUAAAUUGUUGUGGGGUUAAUUUUUUUUUCCAAGAUUGUAUUAUUUUUAUUUUGAAGUGGCAACUUUCUCCUCUAUUGCCCUUAGAGCGUUUGCCUGUGCACUUAGACUGUCACCUCAUACGGCCUCCGGGUCUCGGCGGGGCCUUCAGGAGGCCGGUUGCUCUGCUCAGAGGCGGGUGGGAAGGGGGUCCAGAGAGGCACAGGGGCAGAGGUAGAACUCAGAAGGCGGCUGUGGGCGGGCGAGAGGCUAGUGAGCACCCUCAGCGCCGAAGAAGGAGGGCGCUCUUAGCCACUCGCAGGAGGCCGUCUGCGCCCCAAGUGGCAGUACAUCUGCAGCGCUUCUCCUAGGUGACAAGCACAAUACUACAGUCUUCACACUGUUUACAGCCCUGGGCACCAGCCACCCCACACUGGCUCCUCACUGCAGCUCGGCUCUUGCUCAGCUCGUGGGGUGGGGGUUAGGGCGGGUUUGGUUUUGUUUUCGUUUUUGUUUUGUUCUGUUUUGUUUUAAUUGGGUGAAGAGCCAAAUAGCUACUGUCCCUGGGUGCCAGGCAAGCCAGUUCCUUGGUUCCCUGAGGGGAACUUGCCCUCCUCUCUUGUGGCGCCAUCCAGCCUCAGGGUCUUAGGGACUUGAGUAGGAAUGUGAAGGGCAGAGGGAGGGGUCAGAGGAGGUGAGAGGUCACAAGGUGGAUCUGUGGAGGUAAGAGGUUGCAGAGGGAGGAGUUUGGGAUAGAUCCCACCCAGGCCUAAGCUGCUGGUGGGUGAGAGAGCUGCGAAGUAGGAUUUCCAGGGAAGGAUGGAGAGGGGUAGCCGAGGGACUGGGGGGCGGGGGGUGGGAAGGUAGAAGCACUGUUAGCGUCCUCUACGCUGGGGUUGAUAAAGGAAGGGAUCUCGGCAGAGUUUCUGCUCCGGGACCUGGCAGGUUGCCUAGUAUUAUGCUUGAAGCCACUCUUACUAGAAGGAAAGGGCGGCCAGGUGGAGGUCCAGUGUACGGUAGGCUGCUUAAUUUCUUCGAAGGGGUGAUUGGAUGGAAAGAGGCCAGGAACCCCAGCCUGAGCGAGACUGCCGUGCACCCCACAGUCUGACUGCACAGAGCUGCCUCUGUUGGCAGAAGGCGCUGAGGCUCCCCUUCCUGUGUAUUCAGAACCCAUGUUUGCCAAUAUAUUUUGCUUUCAAUUCCAAGAGGAGCUCUGGGAAAACCUGUGGAUAAAACCAAAUGCCAAACGUUGGACGUUGUUUCCUUUUCCUUUUCUCUCUCUGAUUGUUUUAAUUGUUCUGUGGUGGUUUUAAUGGAUUUGAGACCCUGGAGCGGCAGCUGCCUUUCUGAUUUCCAGCUGCUUUUUGUGAAUAAUUUAAAAAGAAAAAAAAAAAAAGAAACUUUACAUUUUGGAGACAAACCUGUGUGAGUUUUUUAUUGGUACAAACGUUGUAUUUAACACUAGGGGUUUUGUACAGUUUUUUGCCUUUUCUACUAGAAAACAAUGUAAAGUGAUUUCACAAUGUGAAGAGAAAAAAAUUGCCACUAUGACCAAACGCACAGUCUGUUCUGCAGCAACAAUGGGAUUCAAUCAACUCAAAGUCGUGAUUCAGCCGUAGAAAUGCUUUUUCUUUACCUUGUUUGAGCUUUUCCUUUCUUUUCUGUUUUGAUUUGCAAAAGAAAAUGUCUUUUUUGUGUGAACUUGUGUUGUACUAUGUAGAAAAUUAUGGAUUUUACUUUAAUGGUUUAAAAAAAAAAAGGCAAGAAGAGCCCUUGUCGCUUUUCUGACCUGAUCACAGAGUUUGUGUAGUGGAUUAAAAAAGAAAAAAAAUUGUUACCAGUUUGGAGCAAGGGAGUAUGUGUCUAAAAGGAAUCUCCUUCCUUUUCUGUGUGUUUUUCCUUUUGUCCCAAUAGGGAACCUAAAUCUGUUUUAAUUGCACAGACACACGGACAAAAAGUCAUUUUGUAUCUGCCAAGUGUGGUACCUUCCUUUGUUUAUUUGCUAUUAAACUGUUUGAGAAGAACUGA